GCGUGCAGGCAAGAUAGGAGAGCGAGCGAGCAAACGAGGUGAACUCGGGGCCUGCCCAUGCUACAGACGGAACCUGGAAACUUUACAUCUCAAGAAAUAAAGCUGUGCCGACUACUGACAGCACCCUUUUAUGGAGGAGCGACAUAUCGGAUGUCCCUUUCUCUGGCCUUGUCUGUGGUGACUCUCUGAAGCCUUCCUCCUCCUCCUCCUCUUCCUCCACCACCAUGUCCCAGCUGCUCCACUUGGAGAUCCCCAACUUCGGCAACACGGUGCUGGGCUCCCUCAACGAGCAGCGCCUGCUGGGUCAGUACUGUGAUGUCUCCAUCCUGGUUAAAGGCCAGGCCUUCAAGGCCCACCGGGCCGUACUAGCCGCCAGCAGCCUCUACUUCCGAGACCUGUUCAGCAGCUCGUCCAAGAGCCAGUUCGAGCUGCCCUCGUCGGUGACUCCCGCCUGCUUUCAGCUGAUAUUAUCCUUCUGCUACACGGGCAAGCUGACCAUGGCAGCCAGCGAGCAGCUGGUGGUGAUGUACACUGCCGGGUAUCUUCAGAUCCAGCAUAUUGUGGAGCGGGGCAUGGACUUGAUGUUCAAGGCCAACUCGCCCCACUGUGACUCCCAGACGGCAGCCAUGGAGGAGCAGCAACCAGGCUCAGAGCCCCAGAGCCCCAGCAACAACACACUGGCCGGGGCAGGGACGUCCAUCCUGGGGCCGCCGGGCUGGUCCCCCUCUCUGGUGCAGCCCACGCGGAGGAUCAAACAGGAGGGGUGCGAUCCGUUGCCCAGCCUGAGUCACCAUAAGAAAGGGUCCUCUUCAUCUGAGCUGGGAGGGCGGCUCUCCAAGGGAAGCUCAUUGUUCUACACGGGGGCGGGGGGAACCACCAUCUUCCCAGGGAUGCAGCCCUAUCCAGUGGCCGGGGGAGAGAGGUCCAGUCCUGGGGCCUCCAGCCUGCCUACCACGGACAGCCCCACCUCCUACCAGAAUGAGGAUGAGGAGUUUGAGGAAGAGCCGUACGACGGGAUAACGGAAGAGGCCUACAGUCAGAUCUAUGGGCGCUCAGCCAACCCAUAUGGAAUCCAGGAAAAGCCAGAGAUGGCAGCCAUGCCCCUGUCCCUGGAGAGUCGCUCCUGUGUGCUGAUCCGUAGGGACCUGGUGGCCCUGCCCGCCAGCCUCGUUAGCCAGAUCGGCUACCGCUGCCACCCCAAGCUCUACACCGAAGGAGACCCGGGGGAGAAACUGGAGCUGGUUGGAGGAACAUCUGUGUUUAUGACACGAGGCCAGCUAAUGAACUGUCACCUGUGUGCUGGCAUCAAACACAAAGUCCUACUGCGUCGCCUGCUCGCCACCUUCUUCGACAGGAACACCCUGGCUAACAGCUGUGGAACUGGCAUCCGCUCCUCUACCAGUGACCCCAGUAGGAAACCUCUGGACAGCCGUGUGCUCAACGCUGUCAAACUCUACUGUCAGAACUUUGCACCCAACUUCAAAGAGAGCGAGAUGAACGUGAUUGCUGCAGACAUGUGCACCAAUGCGCGGCGUGUCCGCAAACGCUGGCUACCCAAGAUCAAGUCCAUGCUACCUGACAGCAUGGAGGUCUACCGGGCCAGUGUGGGGGUGGCCGCUGGCGUGGGCCUGGGCCUGGCCCUUGGAGCCGCCGGACCUGGGGUGGUGCUCCCCUUCGAAACUGAUUUUAAAUCCCUGACCCCCUCUAGCCUGUCCCUGGACCAGAGGCUGUACCCAGAGCGCCAGGACCCACUCAGGACUCACUCUCUGUUGGACGCGGUCAGCCCAGGGUCAGGGGAGGCUGGAGGGGAGGGUGUGGAUGCAGAAAUUGUUGGUCCCCAGGCAGGGGAGGAGGAGCAGGAAGAAGAGGAAGAGGAGGAGGAGGCGGGGUUGGAGGGGACAUUGAUGCCAGGAGGCGAGGCCGGGGGGCGGGGUGACAUGGCCCCGGGACAGGAAGGGGAGGAGUUUGGAGAGGACCUGAGAAUGAACGGGCAGUGAACGUCCUCCGACGUCUAUCUCUGAUCCAUCCACCACCACACUUUCUUUCGCUCGCUCUUUCUCUCCUCUUCCACCCCUCUUCCUCCGCGCUUUCCUAAGGUAACCUCUCAGCACAAAAAGCCAUGCUCUCAGAACUUACUGUACAACACACACACUGCAGUGUAUUCUUUAGCAGGGCAGGGAGUACAAGAUUUGUUGUGCUGAACAGACACAGGCAUUGCUGGGGAACAAACAUAAUUACUUAGCGAGGAUAAAAAAAACUCUCAUUUGAACAUGGAAGAACUUUACUUUAGACCUGAGACAUCAGGUCAUUUUCUCCAGACUAUUUUUAGUAUUCAUCUUCAAGACCACAUUGUAGUUAAAACUGAACAAAGUAACACUGUUGUGUUAUCAUUCCUGCAUAGUUGUAGAACUUGCUACACAACAGUAACAGUUACUGUACAUCUAUGGAGUGUGGGUCAGAUAAGACAGUAAAAUGAUAGUCCUCUUUCUAGGAAAGCAGCAUGGAUGCUAUAAAUAACCUAAGUAACCUUGAAACAGAUCACUGGCUGUGUGAGAGACUAACCAUACAGUACUCUACAGGAGCAACAUGGCUCAGUGUAUUUAAUACAAAUUACCAUAUUCCUUCUUAAAUUCUUGGAAGAAAUAAUAUGAUCUCAUCGCAACAUACAGCAAAUCAGUUGAACAAUUUCAUGUGGGGGAAAAAACUAGCAUGUGAUGUUGUGAGAGAGAGGAUAAACAUUUAACCUCCCUUCCUGUCUCUUAAGGGUUGUGGUUUUCCACGCAAUUGAAAAAAUUAUCUGGAAACAUGAAGAGCUUUUUGUCUAUGGAUCAUCCUUAGACAAGAUGACGUCAUCUUCGAUUAGCCAGUCAAUGCAAUGCCUGUGUCUUUUGACGGAUCGACGCACGUACAUACAGUACAUACACACACACUGUUCCCACACAGCUUGGGAUUUUAACCUCUAAUACAGUACCGGUGCAUCUGAGACUCUGACAAAUCAGCUUAACAGUGCUUGCAAACUUAGCAUACCCUUACAAUAGAACACAGUAAUACACACUCUGAGUAAUGGAAAUGUCAGAGACACGAACAUGCACUAACACAAAGCUUGCAUGCAAAACGAAUACAGAGAAUCUAAAACACAUCAACAACAGAGUCACUUAUGAAUCUGCAUACAGAAAAUAAACAACAUCUGCAGUUGCCUGAAGAUAUAUAAUUAAUAUGGAAGGAGAUACUUUUAUAUGCGUUUCUCUUCGGAGUCAUGCAUUUCACCUGUGUUUGGCCUAUGUUUCACCCAGGUUUGUGUAACCUCGGUAUGGCCUGGCUUUCAUCUGGGGUGGAGGGCACUAGAGACAUGCUGAAAUGAGCAUACUACAUAGUAGUGAGGACUUCAAAGUGAGAUGCAGAGAAAAGCACUGUUUUACUAACGUUACGGCGUGAUCGAAAGGAUCAGCACUAAGACUACAGCACCCAGCCUACAGCUUCUUUGCAUCCUCCGCCAUUUUGUUUUUUGUAAAUUAUUGAAUGAAACUAAUAUGAUAUAUUUCUGUUGGCUUAUUGUAUUUGCACUUGAAGAGGUUAUAGGAAGAGAUUAAUGGGGAGCUUAUGGGGCUGCCUAGACUGUUCUAAAGAAGUAGGCUAACUGAAAUUUGCCCCAAUAUCUCCCUGUUCGAUUGGAGGAUUUGAGGUUUGUGGACUUGGACAGUCGGUCAUGCUGACGACGACUGUUGCUCUACGGCAGGGGGGAGACGAGAAGUGUUGCACAGCGACAUUUACUAGUUUUGUUGCACUUUUGUUUUUAUAUAUUUUGUCUGUUCUCGCUCUGAUACUUUUUGCCAAAUGUAGGGAAGGAGUCUAAAUAGCUUCUAAUGAUAAUUGUUGGUCAAUAACCUACCGGAAUGGUUGCUUGGGGUAACACAUUGAUAGGCCUAUCAGACACCCACACUGUAUGUUGUAGUUUAUGAACGUGUACUUGAGCAUAAAGCCUGGGUAAAAACAUGAGGUAAGGAGACAGUAGAAUUGGAGUGGUCCCAAAAACCUAAAUAAUCAACUUCCAAGACAAUAAUUUGAACGGCCAGCCUUCUGAAAAGCCUUGCUUUGAAUUGUUGUCUUAUAAUCGCAUGAUGCAAAAGCACAUCAUGUUUGUUAUAUGUUAUUGUUCUAUAUUAAGUGAAAACAAGAUUGAUCUGGUUUUAGAAACAAAUUUGGUCCUCAGUGUCAUUCGACUACAGCCUACACUAAGCCAAGAUUCAAGAGGCUGGCAGUUAUCAUAUUGGCUUGGGAUCUCAUAACAACAAAACAAGAGAGAACAAACAAGAUCACAUUUCCUCUGUCAAAUUCAAAUGUUUUAAAAUAUGUGCCAUUUUUAAGACUGGGCCCGUUGUGUUGUGUUUAAUAUCUAUGGUUAUUUUGGGGGAAGCUUUAACAUGGUCCUGUUUCUGUAAUAAGGAGCACCGAGUUAUAAUUGCACUAGGUAAUGAGAAAACAAAAAUGUUUACAAGAGUAUUUUUUGGAGAAAUGUGACCUGCAAUGGAGAAUAUGGCCGGGGAGGGGGAUGGGUGAAUGGGUGUGUGUGACUAUGGGUAAAUGUAAACUGUAGAACUGCUUCACCUAGCCUUGGUAGAGUACGGGAACAGUACUGUACAGUAAAAUACAGUAUCUUGGUGCCACAAGAGAAAAGUAUUUUCUAGCACCUUGUACAGUGUUGUAUGUAGUCAUUAGAAGAAUGGAAUAACACUUCUUUGAAAAAAAAGGUUGGGUAUCUGACUUUCCCUCUAAAGGCCACUGGAGCUGCUCUGUGAUUUCAAUAAAGGACUGUGAAGGUCUUCCAUUGUGGAAAAUCCACAAAUGUACAGUCGAACUAGCAAUGUUUGUAGGCCUAUAGACUUAUUCUAUCCACAUCCCCAACAAGAAACCAAUUAUCUUCCUUGUUCUCAAUCUCUAUUCAUCUAUAAGUAAACCUGCUUGUUGCAAGUCACAAAUAAGAUAGGAAAGAUAGACUGAAUACCAAACCGGUAAUAUAGGUAAUAACUGCUUUCUCCUUUGGUCGAUUUGCAUGUGCAACCACUACUGGCUCUAAGGGGAAGUGAAAUGGUUUUCCAGUUAAAUACUGUCAUUAGGGAGGUGAGUUUUUCUGUUCUGAAGAAGGGGCGGGGAUCAGUGCCUUAAUCGAGACUGCAGGGGGAGAGAGUGUUGUGCUAAAUCACCAACUGUUUGCAUUGGGACAUCAGCAAAUAAUGAAACAAGCUUUCGAGUCCUGAUGACAUAAUGGAGAGCCAGGUAAAGUUUUAUGUACAGUUCUGAAUGCUAAAGUAAAAGAUGCUGACGGUAAAUAGGCUCUGUUUUCUCAGAAUACAUUGGCAGGCAAGGUUAGGAUAUGGGAGGUGACUUGCUUUUUCUUGGAAAAUUACCCCUAAGGCUUUAUUGUGUUCUUGUAAGCAAAUAAUAAUAAUGAUUCUGGACUUAAGCCCCGAACCAUUUGCCUUCCUAAAUUUCAGCAAAAUAUGUGUCAACUCGAGAAAAACAAUACUGUGACAUUUUGCAUGGACAUGCUUGUAUAGGUCUAGAGAUUCUGACAGACUAGAAUAGUGGCAUAUUAUCAUAUAGAUUAGAAACCUUUGUUAGUUUCAUGCUACUGGAUGAUAUAACAACCAAGUUUACUCCACUACUUGUCAGUAGUGGUCUGUACUGCUGGAGUGCAGAAUAUUUAGUUAUUGGUGUCACUUUGUUAUUUCAAAGCCACCUGAAUAACAUGUAGACUUGAUCAUCACCAUAAAUGACCACAUAGACUGGAAAAGCUUCAGAUGAGUCAUGGAGUAGGCUACAGUAGUACAAUCUUUCACCCAUAGGAACCCUUGUUUAUGUAUAUUGUCUUUGUUUAUUUACCUUUUUUAAUGCUUCAACCUGUUUAUAUCUGAUUCGCUUCCUGCAUGCCUUACUGCAUCUUCUGUACAUAAUUCUGUCCAUG
This is a messenger RNA of Coregonus clupeaformis (lake whitefish), 5962 nucleotides long. Its product is annotated as nucleus accumbens-associated protein 2-like. Lineage: Eukaryota; Metazoa; Chordata; Actinopteri; Salmoniformes; Salmonidae. The transcript is spliced from 6 exons. The record is from RefSeq and is a predicted model, not a curated record. Gene Ontology annotation, biological process: regulation of transcription by RNA polymerase II. Gene Ontology annotation, molecular function: protein binding; DNA-binding transcription factor activity, RNA polymerase II-specific; RNA polymerase II cis-regulatory region sequence-specific DNA binding. Bases 225 to 1997 code for a protein of 590 amino acids.